UCCCCAAACAAAUAAAAAGAAAUGGAAAAAAGAAACGACAAACAAAGGAGGAUUAUAGAAAAAGCCAGAAGUCAGGACCAGACCACCGAACCAUCAGUCAUUAGAACCAGGCUCUGCAUCUGCACGGUCACCGGCGAAGUUCUGGUGCUUGUAUAUGGUAUGGGUGAGAUCGUUAAGGAAGAUGAAGAGGAGGAGUUGAAACCCUUAAACGACAACAAAAUCUGUGCAGAUGGGAAGAAGGUGGAGAUUGUCAUCAGAACCGUUGGCCCAGCUCGCCCUUCUCGCCUCCAUGUUCCCUCUCCCAUUAAAGUGCAUGAUUUGAAAAAAUUGAUUGCUGGGAAUAACUGUUUGCCACUUGAGAAUUUGAGGCUUAUUUUGCGAGGAAAUGUAUUGCGUGACAACCAAAACGGUGAUGAUACAUGUAUACAACUUCAUAAUGGUGAUUCCCUGAUUGUUGCUGUUAAACCAAAGCCACCUGUAAAAACUUUUCGGGAUGGACUUGAUGAUGACGGCGAUGAAGAUGAUGAAGAUCUGAAGUUUCAGCUUCCACCAACAUCAAACAGAUGGAAAAGGAUGCUUUAUUCUUUUUUGCAUGACAAGUUGAAGCUUCCUGAUAUUCUUUUGAUGGCAAUUUUCUCUCUGAGUAUAAAGAUGUGGACUAUAAUCACUAUGUGGUUUAUAUUGGCCCCUGUUGCUCAUAGAUGGGGUAUCGGUCCUCUAUAUGUACUUGCAACAGGCUUUGUCAUCAUUCUUGUGAAUCUUGGAAAGCGGCAACCUGGUGAUGUCAGCGCAUAUUCUAUUUUCAAUGAAGAUUUUAGAGAGCUUCCUGGAACACUUAACGCUGAUCGACUGGAUAGGGAUGUAAGGUCGGGUCAGUUCUAAGAUUUUCAGUCUAUCUUCUGCUGCUCAUGUUUCUACAAAUGCGCGUCAGCACAACUUUGUAGUAAUGUUGACUCUAAGCCUACAACCGCUUCAUAUAAUAGACAAAUGCUGCUCUAACGAUCUUGGUUUUGUGGCUGUUUUUAAGUUUUCAUUAUUUUCAUCAGUGUUUCUUUUUUUUCUUUUACUUCAUGAACUGAAGGCAGUAGAGAUCCUUACCUGUACAGUAUAUAAUUCAUAGGUAAACAUGGCAAAUGUUUUGUUUGAAGACUUGAGUAAAUGAUAACCAAACUUUUAUUGUA
Messenger RNA from Humulus lupulus (European hop), 1181 nucleotides. RefSeq lists its product as uncharacterized. The record is from RefSeq and is a predicted model, not a curated record. The transcript has 7 exons. Gene Ontology annotation, molecular function: protein binding. The coding region runs from base 22 to 882 and encodes 286 amino acids. Lineage: Eukaryota; Viridiplantae; Streptophyta; Magnoliopsida; Rosales; Cannabaceae.